Molecule: messenger RNA, 1426 nt
Organism: Grammomys surdaster
Lineage: Eukaryota; Metazoa; Chordata; Mammalia; Rodentia; Muridae
Gene: Pitpnc1
Product: phosphatidylinositol transfer protein cytoplasmic 1
Exons: 9
Coding region: 1-933 (310 amino acids)
Biological process (GO): phospholipid transport
Cellular component (GO): cytoplasm
Molecular function (GO): phosphatidylinositol transfer activity; phosphatidylinositol binding
Source: RefSeq, a predicted model, not a curated record
AUGGAACUGUAUACCUGCAGCCCUCUUACUCCAGAGGUGGAGUGCCAGCGUCUGGUGGACUCAGUCAUCAGCAGAAACUAUAAACAGCUCCUGUCAGGGAGCAGCCGUCCUUUGAGAAGUGUGAAUGUAAGCAAACUGCCUAGUUGGGCCAGAGCUGUUGUUCCCAAAAUAUUUUAUGUGACUGAGAAGGCGUGGAAUUAUUACCCAUACACCAUCACAGAAUACACCUGUUCCUUCCUGCCGAAAUUCUCCAUCCACAUAGAAACCAAGUACGAAGACAACAAGGGAAGUAACGACAGUAUUUUUGACAGUGAAGCCAAAGACCUCGAGAGAGAAGUGUGCUUCAUCGAUAUCGCCUGUGAUGAAAUUCCAGAACGCUACUACAAAGAAUCUGAGGAUCCUAAACACUUCAAGUCUGAGAAGACAGGCCGAGGGCAGCUAAGAGAAGGCUGGCGAGACAACCACCAGCCCAUCAUGUGUUCCUACAAACUGGUCACCGUCAAGUUCGAGGUGUGGGGCCUUCAGACUCGAGUGGAACAAUUUGUGCACAAGGUGGUCCGAGACAUCUUGCUGAUUGGACACAGACAGGCCUUUGCGUGGGUUGAUGAGUGGUAUGACAUGACAAUGGAUGAAGUGCGAGAGUUCGAACGAGCCACUCAGGAAGCCACCAACAAGAAGAUCGGCGUUUUCCCACCGGCCAUUUCUAUCUCCAGCAUCGCCCUUCUGCCUUCCUCGGUGCGCAGCGCCCCCUCCAGUGCCCCGUCCACCCCUCUCUCCACAGAUGCGCCAGAAUUUCUGUCCAUUCCCAAAGACCGGCCCCGGAAAAAAUCUGCUCCAGAGACGCUCACACUUCCAGAUCCGGAGAAAAAAGCCACCCUGAAUUUACCUGGCGCCUACGCUUCUGAAAAGCCAUGUCGGCCCAAAUCAGAGUAACUCCGUGUGAACAUCCCGUUGGGUCCUUUAUUUUCAUUUGAGGCUUUUUUUUUUUUUUUAAAUCCUCUGGUCGAGGAAAAGACUGCCUCUUCACUCAGAUGUGUUCUUGGAUCUCAGAUUGUGCAUGUGGUUAAAUAAUCUCACAGAUAGCAAGAAGCCCUGCGUGUGCCACACAGCAUCAUAGUGAGUGUGAAAAGUACGAUUUAGAAAAACAAAACAGGAGGGGCUGAGGACAGAGCUCAGUGGGUGGAGCUGCUGCAGCUACUGUGGGUUCCAGCCCAGCAAUGGGAAACUAGGCAGGAGGAUCAGAAGUUCAAGGUCAACCUCAGCUAGAUACAGAGUUUGAGGCUAACCUGGGUUAUAUGAGACACUGUCUCAAGAACAAUUAAAACCCACAGAAUUGUCUCUAGCUUUAGAAGUGGGCCAAGGAGGAAGCCUUGUUUAGGGGGCCUUGAUGAAUCUGAUGCUGCCCUCAAUGGUAAAAGGGUGAAUG